AUGGGGUUGGCAGACACUGGCAAUUCAGGUAGCUGCAGCCUCUCCGACACGACGUCUAACUGUUCCCCAGCCUCCAUCAAGAGCUGCCCCCGGUCCUCCUCUGUCUGCUCCAGCAGCACGAGCUGCCAGCUGGAGCUGUGACUGGGUUACGUCUGCCAGCCUGGGACGUGCGUGCCCUCUGUCUGCGCGCCCACCCCCUACCGGCCAGCCAGCUGCCUCUCCAAGGCCCACCUAGCCGGCUCCUGCCAGCCCAGCAGCUGCCGCCCGACCGGCAGAAUCUCCAGCUCCAUGGGUUCCUACAGCCGGUACUUUGAGGGCUCCUUCCAUGGCAACGAGAAGGAGACCGUGCAGUUCCUGAACAACCACCUGGUCAGCUACCUGGAGAGGGUGCGCCUGCUGGAACGAGACAAUGCACAGCUGGAGAGCUGCAUUCGAGACGCCGCCCAGUCUCAAGCGCCUGCCUUGGGUCCUGACUAGCAGUCUUAUUUCAAGACCAUCGAGGAGCUCCAGCGGAAGGUUCUGUACACCAAGGCAGAGAAUGCCAGGAUGAUGGUGCACGUCGACAAUGCCAAGCUGGCUGCUGAUGACUUCAGGACCAAGUACGAGAUGGAGCUGGCCAUGUGGCAGCUGGUGGAGGCCAACACCAGUAGCCUGUGUAGGGUGCUGGAUGAGCUCACCCUGGGCAAGGCCGACCUGGAGAUGCACGUGGAGCCCCUGAAAGAGGAGCUGGUGUGUAUCAAGAAGAACCACGAGGAGGAAGUCGAUGCCCUCCGAUGCCAGCUUGGGGACCGCCUUAACGUUGAAGUGGACGCCACAACCCCCGUGGACCUGAACAGGGUUCUGGAAGAGAUAUGGUGUCCCUACGGGGCCCUGGUGGAGAACAAUCACAGGGACGUGGAGGAAUGUUUCACCAGGAUGGAAGAACUUAACCAGCAGGUAGCCACAAGCUCCGAGCAACUUCAGAGCUACCAGUCAGACAUCAGUGAUCUGAGAUGAAUGGUUAACAUGCUGGAGAUUGAGCUGCAGGCUCAGCAUCACAUAGCUUCAUCAUCGUCACGGACACUCACACUCAUUGAGCUCUUACUAUGA
Messenger RNA from Kogia breviceps (pygmy sperm whale), 1089 nucleotides. NCBI's taxonomy places the organism in Eukaryota, Metazoa, Chordata, Mammalia, Artiodactyla, Physeteridae. The record is from RefSeq and is a predicted model, not a curated record.